Sinocyclocheilus rhinocerous is the source of this 4277-nucleotide messenger RNA. RefSeq names its product mitogen-activated protein kinase kinase kinase 7-like. Lineage: Eukaryota; Metazoa; Chordata; Actinopteri; Cypriniformes; Cyprinidae. The record is from RefSeq and is a predicted model, not a curated record. The transcript is spliced from 17 exons. Gene Ontology annotation, molecular function: magnesium ion binding; MAP kinase kinase kinase activity; ATP binding. Bases 803 to 2455 code for a protein of 550 amino acids. Gene Ontology annotation, biological process: positive regulation of canonical NF-kappaB signal transduction; JNK cascade; protein phosphorylation.
UUAGAAACACACCUCCAGACAAAUAUUAUAACAUAACGAAUCCCCUUUUAUAACGACUGGAAAUGAUUUUGGCAGGCCUUGCUUGACUCCAAUCUUGGAGACGUUUCAGUUGGCAUGGACUAGAGGGGGCACAUUUCAAGAGAGCGCACACUUCCUGAAGCCUAAACAACCCCCGCAGAAAACAAGAAAAACAAACGAGCCCAUGGAGGCGAUAGCUGUAAAGUUGUAGCCCCUCGUCCGAUGGCUCGGAUGGUUUGUCCUGGUUAACGGGACACGUAAAAGCAGGUUUUAUCGAGCGGCAUCGUCGGGUACAUAGAAAGGCCGAUGUGCGGAGCGGCAGCGGCGGUGUGGAGUGAGCGCUGCGCGGAGGAGAGAUCCAUCGACCGGACCAGCACGAACCAACAAGCGGCCUAGCGCUAACACGCAACAGCCGGCGCUUUUAUGUCGAUAGGAUACCCUUAAGUGUACUUCACAGAGACCCUAGGGCGUAUUCCCCCCUUCUGAAUGACAACACUUUUCCGUCGUUUGGCAUGUCUGACAUACUUUAAUCUGGUUCGGAGCCUCUUAGCCGCCUGGCUAACGGAUUAGAUUGGCAGGUUAGCUCGUUUGCCGCUAAACACUUUUUUUAAGUGACUUAUCAUACACGUAUAUCUGUGUAAUGCAGACUGUGUCGAGGGAAGAGGCUCUCCAGCUUCCGUUUUUAUUCUGAAACCGUUCGGUUGUGAAGUCUGACGAGUUUUAGGACUGUAAAGUCUGUUGUUUGUGUAUUAAUGAUCAACGUUAGCUGGCUAACGAGCUAGCGAUGUCUAUGUUCUCCGCCGAAAUGCUGGAAACACCACCUGUGUACCCGUUUGAGGAGAUAGACUAUGCUGAUAUUGAGGUGGAAGAGGUGGUGGGCAGAGGGACAUUUGGUGUUGUGUGCAAGGCCAAGUGGAAAGGUAGAGAUGUGGCCAUCAAGACUAUAGAGAGUGAAUCGGAGAGAAAUGCCUUUAUUGUUGAGCUUCGCCAGUUGUCCCGUGUAAAUCAUCCCAACAUUGUGAAACUGUAUUUUUUUUUUUUUUUUGUAUGUCUGGUGAUGGAAUAUGCAGAGGGGGGUUCAUUGUAUAAUGUGCUGCACGGUGCAGAGCCCCUUCCUCACUACACUGCAUCUCACGCCAUGAGCUGGUGCCUGCAGUGUUCUCAGGGGGUCUCUUAUCUCCACGGCAUGAAACCAAAGGCUCUCAUUCACAGGGACCUCAAACCUCCCAAUCUGCUCCUGGUUGCUGGAGGUACUGUGCUGAAGAUCUGUGAUAAAGGUGAGAAGUGUGAUGUGUUCAGUUGGGGUAUUAUUCUCUGGGAGGUGAUCACACGCCGGAAGCCCUUUGAUGAAAUCGGUGGCCCUGCUUUCCGCAUCAUGUGGGCUGUGCACCAUGGCACGCGUCCACCUCUCAUUAAGAACCUACCGAAGCCCAUAGAGAGUCUGAUGACUCGUUGCUGGUCCAAAGACCCAUCGCAGCGGCCUUCCAUGGAGGAGAUACUGAAGAUUAUGAGCCACCUUAUGAGGUAUUUCCCAGGAUCAGAAGAGCCUCUUCAGUACCCUUAUCAGUAUUCAGAUGAAGGCCAGAGUAACUCUGCCACCAGCACAGGCUCAUAUAUAGACUACACAUGUACCAGCAACAAGAACGAUAUCAACAUGGAGCACACCAACUCCCCUGGCAGCAAUGACACCAUCAAGUUCCCAUAUAAACCAAAGGGCGACCCGUUAAGGCCUGGUCACCCUCUCUCCAGAGGGGGCAGUGUAGAGAGUCUUUCUGGCAGACCACAUUGUUUGGCUUCCUCUGACAGCAAACGAAUGAGCGCCGAUCUCUCCGAACUGGAGCACAGAUUGCCCUUUGCUCCCGCAGCACGUCCACAAUUUAAGCGAGGUCACCGUAAAACGGCAUCACAUGGCACCAUUCUGGACAUUCCCAAGAUCAUCGUCACAGCAACCUGUGAGCCUCAUAGACGCAGUUCAGUGCAGGACCUUCCUGCCAUUGGUACGGAGUCCAGUCAGGAUAGUAGGAACAACAGCAGAUCAUCCAGUCCCAGUGUGAGGAUGAUUACGCCAGACAGGACAGACACCAAUGGCUCAGAUAACUCCAUCCCCAUGGCCUACUUGACCCUGGACCAUCAGUUACAGCCUCUAGCCCCGUGUCCAAACUCCAAAGAAUCAAUGGCAGUAUUUGAGCAGCACUGUAAGAUGGCACAGGAGUACCUGAAGGUGCAGACAGAGAUCGCUCUUCUCAUACAGAGGAAGAAAGAGCUGAUAGACGAGCUGGACCAGGAUGAGAAGGAUCAGCAGAACGCGUGUCGCCUCGCUCAGGAGCACAAGAAGCUCCUAGAGGAGAACAAGAGCCUGUCUACCUACUACCAGCAGUGCAAAAAGCAACUGGAGCUGAUCCGAGCGCAGCAGCAAAAGAGACAGGGCACCUCAUGAACACCUUUCAUUAUGAAACAGAGCUAGACUGACUCUAUAAUCACAGUCCCCGUUACCUUAUCCUCCCCAAUCCAAACAUUGGGGUGGUUUAUCUAUAGUUUGGCCCAGAAACCCCUGAAAUCUGCCUGUUUAAGCACCCCACCCCGGCCGCCUAUGCACCCAUGAAACCUGUGAAGAUGGUAACCGUAUGAAAUGUGCUCCACAGUUCAAGCGACCGUGGGUCAUUUCCCUGCGCAUGCUGCGUUGCAUGUGCCCAUGAAUCUAGCAGGAUAUGCAAUAGCAGGGCCACAAUUAAAGCCAGGUGGGUGUAAAACACAGACUGUUGGCCGCUGAUAAACACACGCAGUUCUUCAGAGAUCUACAAGUCUAAACGAGCCAGCAAACGCGUUUUAUUUUCAAAAGAGGGCUUUUAAGUAUAGAGCUGUUUAAAAGGAGGAUGUAAAAUGAGGUCUUUUGGAAUGUCACGUUUUUCUCCUUCUUCCUCAAACAUCCCAGAAUUCCCUGUGGGGGUUGCCUCGUUCCCCUCGAUUAGGUGUUGGUCCUUGACAAUGUGAAAGCAAAGUUGCAUACAAAAGCUAAUUAUAUCAUUUUAAAGUUAGAUUUUUAUUUCGUCGCAUUCACUUUGCGUGUACUUUCCUUUUAACCUCUUUUUAUGCAAAAAAAAAAAAAGUGCUGGAGAUGUUUCCCUUUUUUGAUUUGUCUGCCCUAAAAAGUGUUAGAAUGUAUCGAUUGAAAUCGGGGGAUGUAUCUUACAUAUGCCUUGCAUGUCUUCCUUGUGUUUAUGGACAAACAAGGGACGAUCUGUGUGUAUGUGCGGCCUCGCAAGGAAAUACCAUUUAUAAUCCGCUUCCUUUGACAUCCCGUAUGAAAACCAGCGCUCUAAGAGAACGAAACAAAUGGACACUCAAGUCCAUUUGUUUCGUUCUCUUCGAGCGCUGGUUUUCAAACGGGAUGUCAAAGGAAACAUCCUGUAUGUGAUUGUGAGUACAAACAUUUUAAUCAUGACUUCAGUAUUCUUGCGUUUCUUUGCUUUAUCUAACUGUGUUACGGUAUGAUCCGCUUCAUAGUUUUUGUUGCAAGUGUGGGAAAGACUCUCUUUCUCUGAGCUUGAUUUAUGUAUUUUUAGUUCACAUGAUGCCUUAGAGUUGAAUCGCUUGCAUUUUGCUUGACUUGUUUUGUUGCUUUAUGGCAACGAGACCGCUCACACAAUGGCACGCUUAAUGCAAUUAGGAGUUUAGAAAUGUGAGUGAGAGUUUUAAAAGGCUUGCGAAGGCAACAUGAAUGAAAUCGAGAGCGGCCAGAUUGUGGUCUGGUCUGAAUGAUCUUGUCAAUAUGCUGCAGAAAUCAUGAAAUUAUGAUAAGGGCAGUCGACCCACUCUGGUUCCUUUUAGUUCAGUUCCUCGUUCUUACCACUAGUUUUACAUCCCAGUACUUAAUUUAAGAGAAAUCAGAGCCGUAUUGUUACAUUAGGUUUGAAUUUCUUUUAGAUGUCACACUUUGUUUACUUUGUUGCCCCCAGCACAACUCAACCCACAUUUUUGCACAAUCCCACCUUGACUGGUUCUUGAAGAAUGCUCACUGUACCGUGAAAAUCUUGAGCAGGGUAAAGACACAUUUGGAUGUUCAAGAUCUUCAAGUGAGUUCACUGCAAAUCUUUUUGUUUAACAGUGAAGUGGUGUAUUUUUUUUUUCUUGGAGUUCAAUGUUCAUAAUAAGUUUCUGUACUAUGUGCUGUAAAUAAGAUGUCUGAUUUCUUAAGCUGUUGGGAACGGGAAUACACAGGUGAAGGUCGCAUCUUGAAAUAAAUCAAACAGGUAAACAUG